CAGCUGUGUUGUCAAGAGGGCUGAUCAUAAUUAAUUAUCUAUGGCCACCUCUUCUCUCUUGUCUUGUGUGUGCUGGGAAUGGCGGCGUGACGAUGGCGGCUUCUCUCCAUACCCUCCAGAUAUAUCCAACACUAUAGAGGGGGCCAGUGCCAGAGGACAGACCACUGUGUCCCUGCCCAGCUACACUGUGGAUAUCGGAAAAUUGUUGCAGCGCAGUGCCUCCUCAGGGCACAGUCGAGCUAUUCGUAGGACAACGCUGCAGCUGUACAGUAGACAAUCAACGGCUGCCUACUGGACGUGGGAGGCACAACCAUCACAAUUCGUUCCUUAUGAAACGAAAACCUCUAUCAUCAUUGAAGAAGCUCACUUAAGCAGAUUGACUUCCAUCAACCUGUUUGGUACAGCUGUGGCACUGCCCUACACAAUAGACUUUCAUAGAAUGGAACAAACUCGUCAUUCGUACAACACCAAGCGUAAGAUCCGUCGAUGUCCACUCACCACGGGAACAGUACAGUAUCUGCUAGCACUACCCCUCACCUCUCUAUCAGUGCUAUCCCCCACCUCUCACUGUACAAUGGUUACACGCUCUAUAACCACACCCACAUCCUCUUUCGGGAAUUCCACUGGAGCAGUAAUGUACACGGGAACAACUGCUAAAUCUCCAAAAAAAUCUGGAGCCAGAAAAAAUACGAAGGUGUCUUUAACCUCUACGAAGGCUGCUGUUAAAAGUGCAACCGCUACUACCAAGAUCCCUGGAACUGUUAAUAAGAUAAAGAAAAGUGGAAAAGCUCCGAGUUCUAAGAAAGCACGUGGGAGUGUUGUGGGUGUGGCUAGAGGACGGAGUGUACUAGGAUUAGAUGAUCGGUUCAGUGACUAUGUGAGGGUGGUGGAUUGGGUGAAGCACGAAAAGGAUGAGCCGUGCCCAAUCUGUAUGAACAAUCUGACUGAGGCCCCUGGGUUUGAGGACGAUACUACCCCCUCCAUUUCGCUACCCCCCCUCGAUGUCUGUAAGCUACGAAAGUGUGGUCAUAUGCUUCAUCGACCCUGUCUACUCAUGUACAUCAAGAGCACUGGCACUCGGUCUGGGUUCCAAUGCCCCACGUGUAAGAAGUCGUACGGAAUCAGGACUGGAGAUAUGCCCUCAGGGACGAUGAAUGUUUCUACGAGACCAUUCUCUCUGCCAGGGCACGAGGGCUUCAGCACUAUUGAGAUCACAUACAACUUUAAAGCUGGAGUGCAAAAUGGCAGAAGAUAUCGAGUGAAUGGUUUCCCCAGGACAUGCUAUCUCCCUGACUCACCUAAAGGACAAAAGGUGUUAGCACUACUACGUAUUGCCUGGGAACGCAAGCUGACGUUUACUAUAGGGACCAGCGUUACCACAGGUGCUACUGACACACUGGUAUGGAACGAAAUACAUCACAAGACAGAGACUAAUAACUACGGUGGCCAUGGUUACCCGGACCCAAACUACCUGGACAAUGUUAUGCUGGAACUGGCAGCUCAAGGUGUGGAGGGGGAGGGCAGUGAGUGUGUGGAGGAGUGUGGGAGUGAGGACGAACCUUUCGUGAUAUCCUCAGACAGUGAUGACGAACUAUAACACUCAAUAGAUUGUCUAAAACGUACUGCUCAAUUUUGUUCUCUACUUUAUGUGAUUGAUUUAUUAUGAAUAUAGCUACCUUUAAGAAAACAGA
Molecule: messenger RNA, 1691 nt
Organism: Halichondria panicea
Lineage: Eukaryota; Metazoa; Porifera; Demospongiae; Suberitida; Halichondriidae
Product: E3 ubiquitin-protein ligase DTX1-like
Exons: 6
Coding region: 41-1597 (518 amino acids)
Biological process (GO): protein ubiquitination; Notch signaling pathway
Cellular component (GO): nucleoplasm
Molecular function (GO): zinc ion binding; ubiquitin protein ligase activity
Source: RefSeq, a predicted model, not a curated record